Messenger RNA from Cyprinodon tularosa, 1824 nucleotides. RefSeq lists its product as uncharacterized. Gene Ontology annotation, biological process: DNA integration. The record is from RefSeq and is a predicted model, not a curated record. Gene Ontology annotation, molecular function: nucleic acid binding. The transcript has 2 exons. NCBI's taxonomy places the organism in Eukaryota, Metazoa, Chordata, Actinopteri, Cyprinodontiformes, Cyprinodontidae. Bases 31 to 1143 code for a protein of 370 amino acids.
AGGAUAGCCCAAAAGAUUGUUGACAACUGUAUGGUCUGCAGGAAAACUCGAGCUCUUAAGUGUCAGCAGUUGAUGGGUGAUUUGCCACCUGAGAGGGCUGAGCCUGCUCCUCCCUUUAAGUUCACUUCAGUCGACCUCUUCGGGCCCUAUCAUGUCAGAGAUGACGUCAAGAAAAGGGUAACGAUUAAGGUCUGGGGAGUCGUCUUUUGUUGCAUGGCCAGUGGAGCUAUUCACACUGAAUUGGCAAGCUCGCUUUCGACUGAGAGCUUUCUGAUGGCUUAUCAGAGAUUUACUGCAAUCCGAGGUCAUCCACAGAAGAUCUGGUCUGAUGCAGGCACCAACUUUGUUGGAGCAAAACCAGUUUUGGAGGAGCUGUAUAAGUAUCUGGGCACCCAAAAUAUAUCAGGUUUGGAAGAAACUGCAGCAAAGAACGGGACUGAGUGGGUGUGGAAAAUCCUCCCUGCAGACUCACCUCACAGAAAUGGAGCUGCUGAAGCUGCUGUUGCCAUUGUGAAAAGAGCUUUCCAGAGUCUUGGUCAAGAAUUUGCACUAACAUUCAGUGAAUUUCACACAACUCUCUAUAAUGCUGCAAAUCUUGCAAAUGAGCGCCCAAUUGAUGCCAGAAUACAGAGUCAAGAGGGUUAUAUUCAGUACAUCACACCUAACAGUCUUUUGCUCGGACGGGCAUCUCAGAGUGGCGAUGUGAGACUGUUUGAUUUUUCCAACUAUUCAUUUAAGCGACUUGGAGCUAUGCAAAAUGAGGUUACUAAGUUCUGGAAAAGUUGGAGGCAGCUGGCUGGUCCCAACCUUUUUGUGAGGAGCAAGUGGCACACUUCCCACAGGAAUGUUGCUGUUGGGGACAUUGUCUGGUUGUGUGACCAAAAUGCCCUUAGAGGACAGUUUGUACUGGGCAAAGUUGUAAGUGCUAAUCCCGACAAGAAAGGUGUUGUGAGGGAUGUAAAUGUCCGGGUUGUCCCAAGUUAUUGCACUCCCAUAACAAAACAUGUCAAGCAAAAAUCAGUUCAUCCACCAAAGAAAGAUAAAAUGAGGACCACCAUUCUUCACAGGGAUGUUAGGAGGCUCAUCGUCUUAAUACCUGUAGAGGAACCAUUGGUUCAUGGAAAGAUCGAGUGGGAGGUGUGAAGUCAAAUGAGAAAAGAGGAAAAAAAAAAAAAAAGUGCACUGUUUCACACGGACCUAUAAGAGGGACGGACAAUGGAGGAAGGAGCAGAGGAGAAAGCCAGACAAAGAGAACAAAAGUUUGGGACUCUUAUGAUUAGAGAUCCUGUUGGACUUGUGCAGAUCUGGAUGAACUUGUAGACGGGUGGAGAGGCAGCCGGUAAGAAAAGCUGUAAUUUAUGAGAUUGGACUGCAAAGUUACCUAUGUUCCUCCAGCCUGGCCUUCAGUUUGCCAUUAACACCAAUUAACAGCUACACCUGAACUGAAGAGGUGGAUUGUGGUGCUAAAGUUGUUUGAUUUUAUGCUUGAACUUAUUGUAAUUUUGUUAAAUAGUAAAUUUUGGUGUUAAGUUUAUCUAUAAAUUAACUAUCAGAUUAAGAAGAAUAACAAUAUGAAACUAUUUAUAAAAUAAAGUAGUAUUUGUAUAUUUAAAUAAAUGUAAUUGUAAAUAUUUAUUUGAAAUGUAUUUGAAAGUUAAGGAACUUAAGUUUAGUUACUUGUUCAUUUAACUUUAAUGACUUUGUGGGUUUGAUUCACAGCGGUUUGUUUAGUGUUGUACAGUUUAUCAUUUUCUUUUGUAGUUUAAGUGGAACUAAUUAAUGUAAGCUAACAUACAAAUCAGUAUUUAUUUUUCUUCUUUUGGG